AUAUUUUGAAGGUGCUCACGGAGCUCUGAUCGUUUAUGAUAUUACCAAGUCAGAAACUUUUGAAAACGUGACGGAAUGGUUAAGUGAAAUUCAUCGAUGCACCAACAACGAAUGCUUGGUUUUGCUGACCGGUAACAAGUGUGACCUUGAUCAGAGUCGGACUGUAUUGGCUGGACUGGCUGAGCAGUUUGCCAGAAGCGUCCAGAUGUUUUUUAUCGAAACGUCGGCCCGACAUGGCGACAACGUGGAAACAGCAUUCAAAAAACUCAUCUCAGAAUGCUACGAGCGCAAACGUUCCAAUGGAAUUCAGAUCGGUGACUAA
This is a messenger RNA of Opisthorchis viverrini, 322 nucleotides long. RefSeq lists its product as hypothetical. Gene Ontology annotation, molecular function: GTPase activity; GTP binding. NCBI's taxonomy places the organism in Eukaryota, Metazoa, Platyhelminthes, Trematoda, Opisthorchiida, Opisthorchiidae. The record is from RefSeq and is a predicted model, not a curated record. The annotation marks the transcript as partial. Gene Ontology annotation, cellular component: Golgi apparatus; endosome. The transcript is spliced from 2 exons.